Babesia microti strain RI is the source of this 399-nucleotide messenger RNA. RefSeq lists its product as hypothetical. The coding region runs from base 1 to 399 and encodes 132 amino acids. Lineage: Eukaryota; Apicomplexa; Aconoidasida; Piroplasmida; Babesiidae. The record is from RefSeq and is a predicted model, not a curated record. The transcript has a single exon.
AUGCUCGUAGCCUCUCGCAGAUUACUGUUACUAACACUACCUGAACUGAGCGGACAAGAACAUAAUCUGCGUAAUUUUAGGCGUGUUGUGUUGUAUAAAAGGGACAGAAAGUGUCCAAUUUGCGACCUGAAAGUUCAUCAAGCAGUACCUGAUUGGGAAUCUGACAUUUGUGAACACGCUUGGCGCUACAUUCAUGGGUUUUCACAAACAAUUAAAUGUGGACUCUACUAUUAUAUGAAAUUUACCAAUUACCAAUCAUUAAGGGACGAACAACGCAAGUUACUCAACAAAAACUCAAUUAACACAAUUAGUGACACCAAUAAUUCUCUUAUUGGCACUAAUAUCACAACCAGUAGCGAUAAUUCUACCGAAAAUUUGGAAAAAUCCACAGAUAUUUAA